CAGCCAAAGAAUAUCGCAGUCUGCUUCCAGCAAGUCUAAGAAGUCAAACAACCCAAUCAUCAUGAAGUUCGUCGCUAUUAUCGCCACCGUGUGCCUGCUGGCCACUUACGUUGCCGCCGAGAAGAGGCAGACCGUGGGCUCAGCCUAUGGCGGUGGAUACGAGAAGCCAGCAGCAGCUCCAUCCUACGCUGCACCCGCAGCACCAGCUGCUCCGGCCUACGCUGCUGCGCCCGCUGCCGCUUCGUACGCCGCACCCGCUCCGGUGUCCAUUCCGGCACCACCUUGCCCCAAGAACUACUUGUUCAGCUGCCAGCCCAACCUGGCUCCAGUCCCAUGCAGUGCCCCCGCACCCAGCUACGGAUCCGCCGGCGCCUAUUCGCAGUACGCUCCCGUCUACGCACCCCAUCCCGUGCACUGGUAAAGAGUUGAUUAAGCAUCCAACGGCAGAAAACGACAAAAAAUAAAAAAUAAAUUGCAUUGUGCAACAUAAA
Drosophila guanche is the source of this 491-nucleotide messenger RNA. It is a transcript of the gene Vm34Ca, whose product is annotated as vitelline membrane protein Vm34Ca. The coding region runs from base 62 to 421 and encodes 119 amino acids. The record is from RefSeq and is a predicted model, not a curated record. Lineage: Eukaryota; Metazoa; Arthropoda; Insecta; Diptera; Drosophilidae. The transcript has a single exon.